Molecule: messenger RNA, 1809 nt
Organism: Penicillium pulvis
Lineage: Eukaryota; Fungi; Ascomycota; Eurotiomycetes; Eurotiales; Aspergillaceae
Product: Zn(II)2Cys6 transcription factor
Exons: 5
Coding region: 1-1809 (602 amino acids)
Biological process (GO): regulation of DNA-templated transcription
Cellular component (GO): nucleus
Molecular function (GO): transcription cis-regulatory region binding; DNA-binding transcription factor activity, RNA polymerase II-specific; zinc ion binding
Source: RefSeq, a predicted model, not a curated record
AUGGAUGCAUCGCUACCUUCGCCACCCGCUGUGAAUGCAUUGCGUGAAUCAUUCGGGGAUCGCAAACCACCGGACAUUACGCGUAAAAUAACAGCAUGUGUGGCAUGUCGCAAACAAAAAAUCAAGUGUCAUAUGCGAGACGGCCAGGCGCCAUGUUCUCGAUGCAAGAAAAGAGGCCUACCAUGCACCGUCAACAGGAGUUUACAGACCCUACUAGAAGAGGAUGUGACAUGGAAAGGUGCCAUGGUUCGCAAGAUCCGGCGACUUGAAGAAGCCAUUGCACAGAUUGCAGACAAAGUCGAUAUACCUGAAUUGAAAAAUCAACCUGAGGAGCAAUCAGAGUCGCUAGUUCCGCCCGUGGAUCUGACCAAUGCAGAGUCAUCGACCUUCAGUCCUGAAUCGCAGCACCAGACCCAAGCUCAAGUUCAGGCUCCGAGUCAAUCAAGGGAUGAUCGUGAACUACCUCGGACUUGGGAAGUCGUCAUGGAUCCUCGAGGUGGCCCGGCUUCUAUCCCGGCUUCAUGUCUUUCGGAUAGUGCAAGGAACGCGCUACCGAACGGUUUACCUAACACGCGCCGCCCAGACUUAAUAUCGACUGGAUUGAUUACCUUACGACAGGCGCUGGCUUUGUUCGAAGAAUACCACCUUCGGCUAGAUCACUUUUUGUAUAGGAUACUGGGUGACCACAUUAGCUUGGACUCGGUUAGAGUGGCUUCGCCCUUGCUAACCGCAGCAGUCUGCACAGUUGGAGCCCUUCAUUCGCAGUCACUGGGCCAUUUAUUCGACGUUUGCUACAAUGAGUUCAAGAGUCUGGUCUCAACGCAACUCUUUUCUCGAACUGCGAAUGAGGAUGACAUCAGGGGCUUGUGUAUUGGGGCAUUCUGGCUACAUGAACUAUCCUGGGCAUUGAUUGGAAAUGCUGUACGAGUGGCAUCGGAUAUUCACCUCCACAGUGGAAUCUAUAAGGCUCUUAAGGGAGAUAGAGAAGGCUACCUUCAGGUUCGGCUAUACUACCUUGUCUAUGUUUGCGACCAUCAUUUCUCGAUCGCAUAUGGCCGACCGCCAAUGUCUCACGAAGGAUUCAUCAUCAAAUCCGCGUCUCAGAUGCUGCAAACGGAGCAUGCAACCGAAGAUGACGCUCGACUCAUUAGUCAAGUCCAUGAGUGGUCGGUACUAAGCCAAGUAUUCGACACUUUUGGCGUGGAUGUAGACACGGCAAUUGCGCCCCAAACAAUACCUCAGCUCCGUCGAUACUCCAUUGCAUUGGACACGUGGCUCGCAGAUUGGAACGAAAGAUUUAGAGAGAACCGCAACGUGGGCAAUUAUCCACAAAAGGGAGUGGGCUUUCAUUUCCACUUCGCCAAACUCUAUCUCUGUUCUCAUGCAUUCCGGGGCAUGCCUGCAGUCGAAAAUAUGACGGAAUGGUUCACGCCUGAAUUGGAAGAGAUCGCCAAUGCUGGUGUCCUUUCAGCCAUGUCCAUACUCCGUGUAAUUGUUUCCGACGCGGAAUUCCGAUCCUUCAUGAACGGGUUACCACUAUAUUUUGAUACCAUGCUCGCGUUUGCAAUGGUUUUCUUGCUGAAAGUUGCCACGAAAUAUGCCACGGCCAUUCGCAUCGACACCGGCAAGAUCUUGUCUUUGGUCGCACAGACGGUGGCUGCAUUGCGAGAAAUAACCCGGACCAUGCACCGGCAACAUUUACUCGUUGUCAUUGCCGAAGGUCUUGGAAGCUCUUUAUCACUCUUCUCCGAUGAUGGAUCCAAAUCCUCAGUUCGAUAUGGGUUGGAUGGAGAAUAUGGCGAGCUUUGA